AUGCCAGGACGGACACUUCUCAGGAUGGCGCUGGUGCUCUGGUUGGCCAGGCUGACGCUCCAGGGGGGCACAAGAUAUGGUCUCGGUCCUCAGGCUGCCAAUGGGUACUCACCCAAAUUCAAAGGUAAAGGUCAAGGUGCCACACAACUCGCUGGAAAUGGUGGCAAAUCCAAUGGUGCUGACAAAAUGCUUCUGAAAGGCUAUGGAGCUGCUUCUACUGCUCUAGGAAAUGGGGCCAAGCCAAAUGGUGGCCGUGCGCCUCCAGCUGCAGUCAAAGGAAAUGGAGGGGGCUACGGGUCCAAGCCAAGUAAGCCUGGAUACGGACAGCGGCCUUCUUAUGGUGGAAUUGGAGUAGGCAUGGGGCCUCAGCUGGCUGCCAAACAGAGAGGAGGCUAUGGUAAUAACAACGGCUAUGGCUACAAAGCUCAUUCCUUCAAAGGUUAUGGAAAAGGUCAGGGUGGUCAGGCUGCCUAUCCACAAGCUGGAGCCAGUUUAGGUGGAGGUGGAUUCUCAAACGGAGCAAAAGCUACCAAGCCAGGCUUUGGAACUGGAUCUGCAGGGCAGAAUGGGCAAGGAGCCAACCCCUAUGUUAAUUCUACUUCAAAUUCAGUUGGGCUUGGAACUUAUCCUACUGCAGGAGCUAAAGGGCCUAAACCAGGAUAUGGCCCUGUAACAAAUGGAAAUGAGAAAGCCUCUAAAGGGGCUAGUCUCGGCCCUCAGGCACCAAGAGUUCCAGUAAUGCCAACAUACACCAAGGGAGUUGUACUACCUGCUGAACCUAUGCCUACCAGAGGAGUACCUUCAGCACCAGAACCUACUAUAGGAGUUCCAUUGCUGAUAAAAAAUGAGAAGGGACCAAAACCUGAGAUGCAACCUCAAAUUUUAAAUGUUCAACAAGGAAAAGCUCCUAAGCCAGUAAUCCUGCAGCCAGCCCAGGUGUUUCCACAGAGUAAAGGUCCCAAACCAGCACUGCCAGCAUCAUCUGUCUCACUCGGGCAGGUUCCAGUAGCACCUGAGUCUUUCCUUCAGGGAAAAGCUUCCAAGCCUGCACAGCCAGCUCCAGUAUUCCCAUUUGUUCCACAGGGAAAAGUUCCAAACCCCAUUCCACAGGUUCCACAGCCUGUUGUACCACAUCCAGCACUAGUUUUUCCACAGGGAGUAGCUCCAAAUAUGGUCAUCCCUCAACAAGCUGUUUCACAAGUUAACACUCAGAGACCAGUUGUUUCAGUAAUGCCUCAGUCCAAAGCUUCCAAACUUGUUGCUCCUGCACCAGUUCCCCAGCUUCCACAAAUUAAAGACCCAAAGCCGGUAGCACCAGUGCCAUUUGCUCUACAGACAGAGGGUCCUCCACCAGCACCUGAACCAACGGGUGCCAUGCCUCAAAUGAAGGGUCCAAAAGCAGCAAAUCCUGAAUUGACAGGUCUUGGACAGACUAAUGGUCAGAGGGCAAAGCCUGCGAAGCCUGACUGUGGACCCGGUGGAGUGCCUGGACAGUGGACUAAGCUGCCCAAUCCUGGUUUUGGUCCUGGAGCAUGGUACCCAAACAGUGGAGGAGCCAAGGCUACUAAAUCAGGUCUUGGAGGAUAUGGAACUAAACCCAAACAACCAGACUAUGCUAAUGGACAAGUCCUGCUCCCAGUGACUGGUUAUGGUUAUGGCAAUGGUCCAGCUGGCCUCAGUGAGACCGUCAAAGGCAUACCUGGAAAUGGAUAUCAGCCUGCUACAGGAGGAACAGGCCAACUACCAUACAAUGGUGCACCCAUCGUUCCUGCUGGACUGGAUGGAACAAGUCAGAUCCAACCCCAGACUGCAGAACUUGGACCUGAAGCUAAAUCUGGUGGUGCUUAUGGUACUCAGCCACUGGUGGGCUCUGAAGGAAAGUCUCAAACAAAAUAUGGUAUUGGUGGUCUACCUUUUGCUGGCUUGCCAAUGGGAUAUGGCCUUGACCCCUAUGGAAGCUAUGGGAAUCCCUAUGUGGCUCAGCCCUAUGCUCCAAAACCAGCAGGAAAAUAUGGUGUACCAUACAACCCUAAGCCUCUAGGAUUGAGUGUUGAUCCUAAAUCCAUGGGCAAAUAUGGAAUCGGAGGCUUACCAUAUGGCGGACAGCAUCUAGGACCUGGCAGCAAGGCUAAGUCCUCUGGUAAAUAUGGAUCUCAACUAGGAAUGGGAGGCCUGCCUUAUGGUGGACAGCCACUUAAUCUGGGCCCUGAUGCUGGGAAGUCUGGGAAAUAUGGCCAGCCUGCCAUGCCUUAUGCUCCAGAAUCCAUUAGCUUUGGUGGUGAAGCUAAACUGGCUGGGAAAUAUGACCAGCCGGCGCUACCCUUUGACUCUGGACUGGUUGGCCCGGUGACAGACGGUCAGUCUGUUGCUCAGCCCGCUCUGCCUUAUGAAGCCCUGCCUCCUGGUCCUGAGAUUGAUGGGAUGAAGUCUGUGGACCAGUUCGGAGAAGGAGAGAUCCCACCUCAGCCUGAUGCUGCCCUGGUACAUGGAUUUGGAGAAGGAGAUGCCAAAUCUGCAGGAACAGGCAGUUACAUCAGUGGAGGAAUCCAACCAGAAGCCAUCUCUUUUCCUGCUGCCCCCACCGCUGGCCCCUCCCCUGCCUUGGCUGGCUCUGCCUCCCUCCCGCUGGUCACAGCUGCGCUGCCUGAAACUGGGCCCUCCUCGCUAGGGCCACCUCAAGCCGAACCACCCAGCCCCCAGCUUCCUUCUCUCAUGCUGCAGCCGGUGACGCCCCAGCAGAUCCACAUUCAGCAGAAGCUCAAAGUCCACCUUCAUCCACAGGGCAAGUCCUGGACAGGAGGAACGGAAGGCAAAUAUGAUCUAAAAGGAUUCCUUGGGAAUGGAUAUCAAGGAUGAUACAGAAGAGUGGAGUGUAUCUGAAUAAGUGUG
Molecule: messenger RNA, 2889 nt
Organism: Pygocentrus nattereri (red-bellied piranha)
Lineage: Eukaryota; Metazoa; Chordata; Actinopteri; Characiformes; Serrasalmidae
Gene: cmn
Product: calymmin
Exons: 35
Coding region: 1-2856 (951 amino acids)
Source: RefSeq, a predicted model, not a curated record